UUAUAAAAGUUAUGCUGCCGUAUGUUUUACAUCAGUAUCUGUUAGAAAUGUGGACAUUGUCUCUAGUUACUGUUCUUGCCGUUGGCAUUGCGGCCGUUACAGGCCAAAAGGACUUUAAAGUAAUCGUAGGAGGAGUAGAAACUUCAAUUGAAAAUCAUCCAUACACAGCAGCGCUCUUGUACACCGCGGACUUGGCAUUCUACACUCAAACUUGUGUUGGAACUGUUCUUAACAGCAGAGCUGUGUUGUCCAUUGCACAAUGUUUCUAUGAAGAUGAGGCUCAUUCCUGGCGUAUACGUGUAGGUUCUAACUACGCUAACAGUGGUGGUAUCGUCCACAUCACGUCCCGUAUCGUUAGCCAUCCAGAUUUCAACUUUUACCAAUUCACCAAUGACAUAGCUCUAUUACACUCCGUCUCGACGUUGACCAGCAACUCCGUUCGCCCCGCCAGCAUCGCAGGACCCAAUUAUAUCGUUCAAGACAACCAUCCACUGCUAGUUGUGGGAUGGGGUAAGAGCUCGGCUAACGCAACAGCUUCUGAGAGGAUAAGACACAUUCAAGUAAAUAACAUCAACAUGAACACGUGCAGAAGUACUUACGUCAUACUUGCGAUGUAUCCCGAUAACAACAUGAUGUGCUCUGGCUGGCUUGACACGUACCGAGGCAAGGAGUGUCAGGGGAGAGCUGGCGGUCCUGUGGUCCACAACAAUGUCAUAGUCGGCGUCACCUCAUGGGGUGAGCAAUGUACCCUCAACCACUACCCCGGAAUCAGCACUCGCAUUUCCAGCUACACGCCUUGGAUUCAAGCUAACGCGUAAUAUCGAGAUUGUAAAUUAAAAAAGUAAAGA
Papilio machaon (common yellow swallowtail) is the source of this 848-nucleotide messenger RNA. Its product is annotated as trypsin CFT-1. The record is from RefSeq and is a predicted model, not a curated record. The coding region runs from base 12 to 818 and encodes 268 amino acids. The transcript has 4 exons. Gene Ontology annotation, molecular function: serine-type endopeptidase activity. Gene Ontology annotation, biological process: proteolysis. NCBI's taxonomy places the organism in Eukaryota, Metazoa, Arthropoda, Insecta, Lepidoptera, Papilionidae.